Entamoeba histolytica HM-1:IMSS is the source of this 792-nucleotide messenger RNA. RefSeq lists its product as uncharacterized. The record is from RefSeq and is a predicted model, not a curated record. The transcript has a single exon. Bases 1 to 792 code for a protein of 263 amino acids. Lineage: Eukaryota; Evosea; Mastigamoebida; Endamoebidae.
AUGCAAAACUAUUACAGCUAUUUUGCUCAAAUCCAAUCACAACUUAAAGACAUACUAAUCAUUCCACAUUUCUCACAGGAUAACUUAGUUCUUGUUGACGUCAUCUCUUCAAAUAAAAUUGGACAAAUUGGAAUAAAUGGAAAUCACUCUGUUUUAUACCUUAACGGUAAUGAGAUAUCUAAUUUUGGCAACGAGUUAAUUGUUCAGGAAAUCAUGAACGUCUUCUCUAAACCAACACAUGUUAGUUGUUCAAUAACUAACCAGCCACAUUACGUAAUAAGUCAAGAUGAAGAUUAUGCAAAAAAUCAACAAGGAUUUAUCCCAGAAACAAGUCCAACUAUACCAAAAAUAACAAGUUCAACAAGGAUCGAAGGGUAUCAGUUAUCACCACAACCAAAUUUGUCUCUUUCGUUAUCACAACAAACAAAACCAUCUCAAGUUAGUCAGAAUAUGAGUCAAAUGACAACCCAACAAGAUUCUAGAUUAUGGACAGUUUCUUUAACUAGGAAAGAGAUGAAACCAGACGAAUGUGAAAAAUCAUCAUGUAUAAAAGAUCAACCACAGAUUCAAAACGUAACAAAAGAUCAACCACAGAUUCAAAACGUAACAAAAGAUAUAAAAACAAGUGUGUCAAAAGUUAAACAAACUCACGAUAUAGAACUUAAAUCAUCCACAAAUAAAAGAAAUAAAGAAAAAGCUGAUAGUGCCAACCAAUCUUCAUCAAGUCAUAGAAUUGAUAAUUCUAAUCAAUUGCAUAUUAGUGAUACAUGUGUAUGGAGUCUAAUAAAAUAA